Messenger RNA from Scomber japonicus (chub mackerel), 5862 nucleotides. It is a transcript of the gene ubr2, whose product is annotated as ubiquitin protein ligase E3 component n-recognin 2. Gene Ontology annotation, biological process: ubiquitin-dependent protein catabolic process via the N-end rule pathway. Gene Ontology annotation, molecular function: zinc ion binding; ubiquitin protein ligase activity. NCBI's taxonomy places the organism in Eukaryota, Metazoa, Chordata, Actinopteri, Scombriformes, Scombridae. Bases 1 to 5376 code for a protein of 1791 amino acids. The transcript has 47 exons. Gene Ontology annotation, cellular component: ubiquitin ligase complex; cytoplasm. The record is from RefSeq and is a predicted model, not a curated record.
AUGGCGGCGGCCGACUCCGACAGAGAUCCUCCGUCCGCUUUAUGCUCCGAAUUCCUCCAUUUCUCCGCCAAAGACACGGCGUCGCAAUGGAUGGCAGCAGCAGAUCUUCAGCAGGAAGUGUAUCGGCACCUGGCCGUGUACGUACCCAGAAUCCUUUGCUUGGGGCCGAGCGGGUGCAGCAGCAGAGAGGAGCAGAGGGAGGAGCAGAGGGAGGAGUUGGCCUGUCAGCUGCUCCUCCUGGCUCCUCUGGAGUGGCUCCUGCUGGGGGAGGAGCCGGCUGCAGGCCUGGCGCUCCUGCAGGAGAACAACCAGCCGUCUCCUCUGUGUGGACACGUGUUCAAGGUGGGAGAGCCCACCUACUCCUGCAGGGAGUGUGCAGCUGAUCCCACCUGCGUUCUAUGCAUGCAGUGUUUCCUGGGGAGUGUUCAUAAAGACCAUCGAUACAGGAUGACCACGUCAGGAGGUGGAGGUUUUUGUGACUGUGGAGACGCUGAGGCCUGGAAGAAGGGUCCUUACUGCCAGAAACACACCCCCACCCCCACCAAGAGAGACACAGAAGAGGACCCCGUAGCCCAGCUGCCUGCUGACAUGGUUGCCCGUAGUUACAACAUCUUCUCCAUCAUCCUGAAGUACGCUGUAGACCUGCUGACCUGGGAUCAGGAGGACCAGCUGCCUGCAGGACUGGAACCACCGGAGAAAGGAGACACCUACUACUGCAUGCUGUUCAAUGAUGAGGUUCACACGUAUGAGCAGGUGAUCUACACGCUGCAGAAAGCCGUCAACUGCAGCCAGAAAGAAGCCGUCAGCUUCGCCACCACCGUCGACCGAGACGGAAGGAAGUCGGUGCGAUACGGAGAUUUCCAGUUCUGUGAACAAUCCAAGUCUGUCAUAGUGAGGAACACCAGCCGCCAGUCGAAGCCUCUCAGAGUUCAGGUGAUGCACUCGUCUGUUGUUGCUCAUCAGUGUUUCGCUCUCAAAGCUCUCAGCUGGUUGGGACAGAUCCUCCAGUACUCAGACGGUCUGCGGAGGGUUCUGUGUCAGGUUGGACUUCAGGAAGGUCCAGAAGGAGAGAACUCCUCGCUGGUCGACCGGCUCAUGCUCAACGACUCCAAAAUGUGGAAAGGAGCGAGGAACAUCUAUCACCAGCUGCUGAUGAACAGCCUCCUCAUGGACCUCAAGUACAAGAAGAUCUUUGCCAUCCAGUUCGCCAAGAACUACAGACGCCUCCAGACAGAUUUUAUGGAGGACGACCACGAGCGAGUGGUGUCAGUGACGUCACUGUCUGUUCAGCUGUUCACCGUGCCGACCAUGAGCUAUGAACGCUUGCAGAACGACUACGUGAGAGACGACCACGACCGUGAGUUCUCCAUCACUGACCUCUCAGUGCAAAUAUUCACCGUCCCGUCGCUGGCCCGGAUGCUGAUGGUGGAGGAGAACCUGAUGACCACCAUCAUCAGGACAUUUGUGGAUCACCUCCGUCACAGAGACCUGCAGGGACGCUUCCAGUUCGACCGCUACACCGCCCAGCAGGCCUUCAAGUUCGGACGAGUCCAGAGCCUCAUUGGAGACCUCAAGUAUGUCCUGAUCAGCCGACCCAGCGAGUGGAGCGAUGAGCUCAGAGAGAAGUUCCUGGAAGGUCUCGACUCUUUUCUGGAGCUGCUCAAGUGCAUGCAGGGCAUGGACCCGGUGGUGAGACAGGUGGGGCAGCACAUAGAGAUGGAGCCUGAGUGGGAGGCAGCGUUCACUCUGCAGAUGAAACUGACCCACAUCAUCUCCAUGAUCCAGGAGUGGUGCUCCACUGAUGAGCGCGUGCUGAUCGAUGCCUACAGGAGAUGUCUCAGCGCUCUCAGUCAUUGUCACAGCGGCCUUCCGGACGGUGAGCAGCCAAUCAGCUUGAGUCUAGCCGGUCACUGUGUGGAGACGUUCAGGUACCAGGUGUCUCAGGACAAGGUGUCCAUACACCUGCCGGUCUGCAGGCUGCUGGCAGGUCUCCAUGUUCUCCUCAGCAGGACGGAGGUUGCGUCUCGUUUCCCUGAACAGCUCCCACUGGGUGAACUCAGCCCCCCCCUCCUCAUCGAACUACCUCUACGCUGCCUGGUGCUCUGUGCCCAGGUGCAUGCUGGGAUGUGGAGGAGGAACGGCUUCUCUCUGAUCAACCAGAUUUAUUAUUAUCACAACGUGAAGUGCAGAGUGGAGAUGUUCGACAAAGACGUCAUCAUGCUGCAGGCCGGAGCGUCCAUGAUGGAUCCAAACCACUUCCUGAUGAUAGUUCUCAGUCGAUUUGAACUUUUUCACAUUUUCAGCUCCGCAGACUGCAGGAAAAGAUACAGAGAGGCCAACAAGGAUGUGGUGCAGCAGAACAACACUCUGAUUGAGGAGAUGCUUCACCUCAUCAUCAUGGUGGUCGGUGAGCGGUACGUGGCGGGUGUCGGACAGGUGGAGCCCUUUGAUGAGGUCAGAAGAGAAAUCAUCCACCAGCUGUCAAUCAGACCGAUGGCUCACAGCGAGCUGGUGAAGGCUCUGCCCGAGAAUGGUAAUAAGGAGACGGGUCUGGAGCGAGUCAUCGACAGUGUUGCUUCAUUCAAGAAGCCGGGUGUGACAGGUCGAGGUCUGUAUGAACUGCGUCCAGAGUGGAACAAACACUUCAACCUGUACUUCCAUCACUACAGCAGAGCCGACCAGUCCAAGGCGGAGGAGGCUCAGAGGAAGCUGAGGAGACAGAACGGAGAGGACACAGCCCUGCCCCCCCCAGUGCCCCCUCCUCUCUGCCCCCUGUUCGGCAGCCUGGUGAACCUGCUGCAGUGUGACGUGCUGCUGGCUGUGGAGGGAGCCGUGCUGCAGUGGGCCGUGGAGCCCAGCGGAGGAGGCUGGACCGAGUCCAUGCUGCAGAGGGUGCUCCACCUGGUGGGCAUGGCUCUGCUGGAGGAGCAGCAGCAGCUGGAGAACAGCAGCGGAUACGAUGACGUCACCUUCAACUACACCUGCAAGAUCACACGUCCAGGUGAAGCUCCCAGUACUUCAGGAAGUGUUCUAGCUCUGUUGGAGAGUCUGCAGAACGCUCCUCACCUGGAAGUCCACAAAGACAUGAUCACCUGGAUCCUCAAGAUGGUGGCGAACAUCAAAACCAUCAGAGAGCGUUCGUCCUCCACCUCCAGCGUCACCAUCAGCCAGGGACAGGGACUGGAAGAGACGGUGCGGGACAAGGACAAGGCGGAGAGGAAGCGGAAGGCGGAGAUGGCUCGGCUCCGUCGGGAGAAGAUCAUGGCUCAGAUGUCAGAGAUGCAGAAACAUUUCAUCAACGAGAACAAAGAGCUGUUCCAGCAGAGUCUGGAGGAGCUGGAGGCGUCUACGUCAGCUGCAGCCGAGCACAGUCCUCCCAGUUUGGAGAUGUCCAGUGUGUCUCAGGUGUGUGUUGGUCCCAGGAGGUUGGGUGUAGCUGAGCGCCGUCAGCUGGUGACGUGCAUCCUGUGCCAGGAGGAGCAGGAGGUCAAAGGUCACGGCAGGGCCAUGGUGCUGGCAGCGUUCGUCCAGAGGUCCACCGUUUUAUCCAAAAACCGCCGCCGCGCCCUGCCGAACGCAGAGCGUCAUGACCCUGUCUUCAUGCACCCUGACCUGUCUCUGGGGAUCCACACCGCCAGCUGUGGACACAUCAUGCACGCCACCUGCUGGCAGAGGUACUUCGAGGCCGUGCAGCUGAAGGAGCAGCGACGGCAGCAGCGUCUGCGAGGUCACACCAGCUACGACGUGGAGAACGGAGAGUUCCUGUGUCCGCUCUGCGAAUGUCUGAGUAACACUGUGAUUCCCCUGCUGCCACACGCACACUCACCUGACCACAGUGUCGAUCAUCCCAGUCUGGAGGUGUGGCUAAAGACGACCAAUCAGCAGAUAGCAGCAUUACACUCCGCCCACAGGAAACAGUCUGACGAUGCAGCGGAGGGGGCGGAGCCUCCUGUUCCUGAAGGAUUCAGAAUCGACUUCACUCCACUGAACCCGUUCUCCAGCAGCGUCAGCGAAAUGAUCACCACCUUCAGCAUGUCCACCUACAAGGUCGGACUGAAGGUCAACCCCAACGAGCAGGACCAGAGAAUCCCCGUCCUCAGCUGGUCCACCUGCGCCUACACCAUCCAGGCUAUAGAGCGCCUCCUGAUGGACGAGGAGAAGCCGUUGUUUGGGAGUUUACCUUGCAGACAGGAUGACUGUCUGAGCUCCCUCACCAGGUUCAGUUCAGCCUGUUGGACUGCAGCUCCACUGACAACAGUUCACACACAGUUCAUCAGACUGUUUGCAGUUCUGGUUCCAGACCUUCAGGUAGAAAACACUCCGUGUAUCCUGGACGUCGACAUGUUUCACCUGCUGGUCUACAGCGUGUUGUCCUACAGCUCCGUUCACUGUCUCGACCAAUCACGACAGACCGUGGUCGACUCGGCUCACCUGCAUCUCCUCCACCUGAUUACUGUAACGCACCUGGUCCAGGUCCUGCUCACCUCCACACCAGAGGAGGUGUGUAUGGAUCAGGACGGUGGCGAAUCAGAGGAGGAGCAGCUCACCUGUCAGCUGUACGACACACUGAGGACACAUCUGGGCAGUGUGUUACCUGAGGUGACCUCUGGGUGGCAGCUGCUGCGUUGUGUGAAAGCCGGCGUCCUGCCUUUCCUCCGAGCCGUCGCUCUCUUCUUCCACUACUUGAACUCUACAGCUCCACCUGCUGACCUGCUGGUUGCAGGUCCUGGUCAGUGGGAGGCGCUGUGCAGCUACCUCGGCCUGCCCUCCAACCUGCUGCAGCUCUGCCAGAGCCAACACACACUGCUGGAGCCGCUCAUACACAGGUGGUGUUGUCAUCCAGGUGUCAGACAGACUCUUCAGGGCAGCGGAGUCGUCGUCCGGUUCCCCCGAGAGUCAAACCGACUCAUCGACCUGCCAGAAGAUUACAGCGCCCUGAUCAACCAGGCGUCCAGCUUCACGUGUCCUCGGUCAGGAGGGGAUAAGUCUCGUGCUCCCACGCUGUGCCUGGUGUGCGGCUCCAUGUUGUGUUCUCAGAGCUACUGCUGCCAGACGGAGGUGGACGGAGAAGACGUGGGAGCCUGCACCGCCCACACCUUCACCUGUGGAGCCGGCCUCGGCCUCUUCCUCAGGGUCAGAGAGAGUCAGGUGUUGUUCGUCGCAGGUAAAACAAAGGGCUGUUUCUAUCCUCCUCCGUACCUGGACGACUACGGAGAGACGGACCAGGGGCUGAAGCGGGGGAAUCCUCUCCACCUGUGUACGGAGCGUUACAGGAAGAUCGAGCGUCUGUGGCGUCAGCACGGCAUCGCUGAGGUCAUCGGUCACGCUCAGGAGGCCAAUCAGACGCUGGUCGCUAUCGACUGGCAGCAUCUGUGAUAUUCAUCUCGACUCCACCCCCCCCCCCCCCCCCCCCCCAGUCAGAAAUAAGGCCAAUGAUUGGCUCUCAGCAUUGGCCCUGCCCUCUCUUAAUAAAAAAAACCCUUCUCAACCAAUCAGCUUCCUGCAGCCCAUCGCUGAGCUCAGAUCAGCUUUCAGGGAUUUUUUCAGGAAUUUGGUUUUUUUGGGUUCUUGUGUCCAGGAGGCUUCUGACCUUUGACCUUCUCCGUGUGUCAGUCCACCAAUCAGGGAGAGGCAGUGAACCUGACGUGACGGUCUCACAGACAGGAAACAGCGACGUGAGAUUUAGAAACUUUUUAAAUGUAGAGUUUUGUGUUUACUGAGACGUUCCGACUCUGUGGGAAUCUUUCUGCUGUAGCUGCAACAAUGAACCAAAGUGAAGCCCCGCCCACCUGCUGCUGUCACUCACUGGUGAUUGACAGGUGAUUUAUAGCAGGUAACACUCUUAUUAUCUUUUACAUUUAA